Molecule: messenger RNA, 1449 nt
Organism: Anguilla anguilla (European eel)
Lineage: Eukaryota; Metazoa; Chordata; Actinopteri; Anguilliformes; Anguillidae
Exons: 4
Coding region: 50-799 (249 amino acids)
Source: RefSeq, a predicted model, not a curated record
CUCACCGGGACCAGGGUGGAGCAGUCCGGGUUUUGCAGUGGACGCCGUCAUGCCUCCAUCUUUUUCUCCACCUGCAGAAGCCCCCUUCCCCAUCCCCAAAAUGGCAGCUGGAAGCAGCGACUCUGGCGGGAGACAGGUUUGGUACUUGGAGACCAUAGAGGAGUUGGAGGAGUCGGAGUCGGAGUCGGAGGCGGAGCUGGAGGACUCGGUCUUGCUGGGCGUGCGCAGGCGCGGUCGAGUCUCCCUGGUGAAGCAGAGCACGCCGGCCCACACCGAGGAGUCCUGCUUCACCGCGAGCUGCAGCGGCGACUCCUCCCUCGCCUCCGGGCCGCUGAGGGCCCGCCGGUCCCGAGGCCCGCCGCACAGGCUCCUGCCCUCCCUUCAGGAGGCGGAUGAUGCGCCUGGUGGCCCUGACCAAUCACUACUGCCCGGCUCUCCUUCCUACCCGCUGGCUGAAGUUCAGUCCGAGCGCUCCCUGAGGCCCAGAGGACCAGGGACUGCGGUGAUGUCACCAGGGGACAGCUCCCCUCCCAGAGAAGACACCGACGCAGAAAGCAAGGACGAGGACUGGGUAGAGCCAACAGCAAGCAAAAUGAAGAGAAACAAAAGACCAAACAGAAGGCUUUCUAUGAGAUCUGAGGACGGCGAGGCACCUGUCGCACCCCCAAAAAAGAAACGACUCAGAAAAAAGGACACAAGAAAAAAGGACACAAUUACGCCGCCUGCUGUCCCGGAAUGGCUGGCCCAGCUGAUGCACAGCAUAGAGGAGGCCGCUCACCACGAGCUGGCGGUGGAGUAGCCUUCUCGGGCUGCCGAACGCGGGGCACGAGGCGGCGGCGUGGGCGCGCGUGGGCGGCGGCGUGGGCGGCGUGACCCGGGCUCGGAGAUCGAGCGUGUUUGCGCCCGGGUGCGUAAACACGCUCCGGCGGGAACGUUGAGUAACGCGCCGACUCAUCGUGACGUGACUUUUUAAAAUGGCAGGCGGGCAGCGCCUCGGGCCUGCUUCCUCGCCGGGCCCUCCCUCCGACGGGGGCCUCUCGGCCUCUUGUUUUCGAAGCGACCCGACCUUGGAUGACCAAGUUUCCCUUUGAUCUUGUGCAACUUUAACCCAUUCCGACAAAGGUGGCGCGGUGUUAAUGAUUUGCCAGCGGCAAUCGCGGCCGCAAAAUAUUUGUGUUCUUUCUCGGGCCGUCCAGUUUCCUCCUCCGCUCCCCUGCUUUCAGUGUUGUUCAUAUCCUGCGUUAUGCAUUCCUAGUAUUCCUGAAUAUUUUUAAUAGUGCAAAAAAGCCAAUGCAGGUGCCCAUAUGACACACACUGCUUUGUCUGCACAUAUAAAAGGUAAUCAUUACAUUACAUUGAUUUAGCAGACUCUCUAACGCAGAAUGACUUAUGUACGGUAGAACAUUCACUGGGUUUAUAUGAGAGGCAAAUAAAAAUUCAGUUGAAAGA